Molecule: messenger RNA, 774 nt
Organism: Phialemonium atrogriseum
Lineage: Eukaryota; Fungi; Ascomycota; Sordariomycetes; Cephalothecales; Cephalothecaceae
Product: DUF862-domain-containing protein
Exons: 2
Coding region: 1-774 (257 amino acids)
Biological process (GO): protein deubiquitination
Molecular function (GO): deubiquitinase activity
Source: RefSeq, a predicted model, not a curated record
AUGCCUACCCGAAAGCCGCAAAAACCCGGCCGGUCUCACAGAUCGACGCUAUCUCUUCAGAAGACUGAGAUAAUAAUCAACGUCUAUGACCUGCUUCCUCCCGGCAGAUUAUCCUCGACCCUUUGGUUCCUUGGCACCUCGCUACUGCACUCGGGCGUCGUCAUCAACGAUAAAGAGUACGCAUAUGGAGGUCACGACAGGCGCGGCGUCACAGGCGUCUACUGGACAAGGCCGAAGACUGAACCUCCCGGCGGCACGUUCAAAUGCGAGAUCCUUCACGGCUUCACCCUUGCGUCCCAAGCGGAAAUCGAUGCCAUAAUCCAUGAAGCUUCAGAUAACUUCUCCGGGACAGCAUAUAACCUUCUCACAAAAAAUUGCAACCACUUCACGGCGUACCUGUGCCAAAAACUAACCGGCCGUCCCGGCCCCGGGUGGUUGAAUCGGGCGGCUAGCAUUGGCGUAGCGCUUCCAUGCGUCGUACCGCGGGAGUGGGUCGAGCCGCCAGACUAUGAUACCGCUGCCGGCGAGCUGGUGGACGAGGGUGAGGGCGAGGACGAGGGCGAGGGGUCUAGGAUGCUGCCGCCAUCAGAACGCCCACGGCUUGUCGGUGAACCGGAUCAGGACAAUGGCUCUCAGCGUGAAGAUCCGAGUCGGGUUGGUGGGGAAGGACGGAGGAGGGAGGUGAAUAGGAAGGGUAAUGCAAAAGCGCCUAUGUGGGACUCGGAAGGGAGAAAUCUGCCGCCAUCUGAGCGAGUCCCGCCUGCGCGGGACUGA